UGACCGCGAGAAAGGGGCGUGAACGAGCGCCAGAGCGGUCAUUCUCCGAUGUGCAAACCCAAAUAAACAAGAAUCACAAUUUCUCGGGACACUUUUGUUCACAUUUGGCAUUUCGUGACAAUUUUAACUUUUUUUUUUAAAUACUGGGAUUUGUGGAGCGGAGAAUGGCAGCUGAAGUGAAUGGCAGUUCUGCUCCAGUUAAGGAGGAAGACGAACCAAUGGACAUAACAGUAACACACACAGAGAACUACCAGACACUCAUAGACGCAGGCCUUCCACAGAAAGUGGCGGAGAGCCUGGAUAAGAUAUUUCAGACUGGACUGGUGGCUUACGCUGACCUGGAUGAGAGAGCCAUCGACGCCCUGAGGGAGUUCAAUGAGGAGGGAGCCCUGUCAGUGUUACAGCAGUUCAGGGAGAGUGACCUGUCACAUGUGCAGAACAAAAGUGCAUUUCUCUGUGGUGUGAUGAAGACAUACCGACAGCGAGAAAAGCAAGGAAGUAAAGUUCAAGAAUCCACAAAGGGUCCUGAUGAGACUAAGAUAAAGGCUCUUCUGGAAAGAACAGGUUACACUUUGGACGUCACCACAGGACAGAGGAAGUAUGGGGGUCCUCCACCUGACGAGGUGUACUCAGGGGCCCAGCCUGGAAUCGGAACAGAGGUAUUUGUUGGCAAGAUCCCCAGAGACUUGUAUGAGGAUGAGCUGGUGCCUCUGUUUGAGAAAGCCGGGCCCAUUUGGGACCUGCGUCUAAUGAUGGACCCCCUCCUUUCGGGUCAGAACAGAGGAUACGCCUUCAUCACCUUCUGCAAUAAAGAUGCUGCCCUAGAGGCCGUCAAGCUUUGUGAUAACUAUGAAAUCCGGUCGGGCAAAUACCUGGGUGUCUGCAUCUCUGUCGCAAACAAUCGGCUGUUUGUUGGGUCAAUUCCAAAGAACAAGACAAGAGAAAGCAUAUUGGAAGAUUUCAGCAAAGUCACAGAGGGCCUCGUGGAGGUGAUACUCUACCACCAGCCAGAUGAUAAGAAGAAGAACCGUGGCUUCUGCUUCUUAGAAUACGAGGACCACAAAACUGCAGCCCAGGCCCGUCGCCGCCUCAUGAGUGGCAAGGUGAAGGUGUGGGGGAACCCUGUUACUGUUGAGUGGGCAGAUCCAGUAGACGAACCGGACCCAGAGAUUAUGGCAAAGGUAAAGGUGCUGUUUGUGAGGAACCUGGCCACACCGGUCACAGAGGAGCUCCUAGAGAAAACAUUCUCCCAGUUUGGGAAGUUGGAGCGGGUCAAGAAGCUGAAAGACUAUGCCUUUGUUCACUUUGAGGACAGAGAUGCUGCCGUGAAGGCAAUGCAACAAAUGAAUGGCAAAGAAUUGGAAGGCGAGGAGAUAGAGAUUGUUCUGGCAAAGCCUCCGGACAGGAAGAGGAAAGAGCGGCAGGCCCAGAGACAGCCAACUAGGACCACAGGAUAUGAUGAUUACUACUAUUAUCCUGCUCCACGCAUGCCGCCUCCCAUGCGAGGCAGGGGCCGAGGUGGGAGAGGUGGCUAUGCCUACCCUCCAGACUACUACGGUUACGAGGACUACUAUGAUGAUUACUACGGGGGUGGUUACGACUACCAUGACUACCGAGGUGGCUACGACGACCCUUACUACGGGGGAUACGAUGACGUCUACGUGCCGAGAGGAAGGGGGGGCAGGGUGAGUCGAGGUGCCCCCCCUCCCCCUAGAGGCAGAGGAGCACCACCCCCUCGUGGCAGAGGUGGCUACGUCCAAAGGGGGGCUCCUAUGGGUGUACCGAGGGGAAGCCGUGGGAGCCGGGGAGGUCCGCCCCAGCAGAGGGGCCGCGGCAUCAGAGGGGCCAGGGGAAACCGCGGGGACAACUUGGGCGGGAAGAGGAAGGCUGACGGUUACAACCAACCGGACUCCAAGCGCCGGCAGACCAACAACCAGAACUGGGGCUCCCAACCCAUUGCCCAGCAACCCCUGCAACAAGGUGGCGACUACUCUGGUGAAGACGCGAGAACGGCAGCGGGUUGAGUGAGUGAGGAACACAUCUAUUCUCUGCUGUGUUCUUCCCCAAAGAAGGGGUGCGUGUCCGAGGUGGCCCCGACCCAGUCUUGUCACGAUGUGGACUUGCUAGGUGGGGCUCCCAGACAGAGGCAGCUGUAAGGACUACGGGGUAAGUUUAGGAUGUUUUCUUCCCAAACCAUUGUUCUCUUUCACUGUCUUUCUCUCCCUCUGAUUCAGGUCUCACCAAAUCCCUGUGGGGAUUAAGAUGUGGAAAGAAAACGUCAGUGUCUGGGUGAGUUUAGGUAGAGAGAAAAGUACUGUAUCCCUCAAUACACAGUUAGAGAAGUUAACUUUGGAGUUGGAAGAAAUGUUACUUGGAGAACGAAUACAGUAUACGAUACAGAAUACCAAAAAUAGUAAUUCUGUUCAUUUAGUUUACAGAAACUUACUCUAAACACUACUUUUAUCAAAUGUAAUGUGUCAUAAGGAUUAGCAAAAGUAGCUGCCUGUGGCAAUUACCUUUUAGAGGUGAAAACAAGAGCUCUGUCUCUAGUCUAAAGCACUACAGACCCCAUUAUAAAUGCUUUGGGGUCGAGCUUGAAGCUGUUAGAGCUUACUCCAAUUGCAUAUCAGCUCCCAGUGUUGGAGUUUUUUCUCUCUGGAAUUACAUUUAUUGCUCUAUGAUUCUCUGGAAUUCAAUUUGUUGCUCUAUGAUUCUCUGGAAUUCAAUUCGUUGCUCUAUGAUUCUCUGGAAUUCAAUUUGUUGCUCUAUGAUUCUCUGGAAUUCAAUUCGUUGCUCUAUGAUUCUCUGGAAUUCAAUUUGUUGCUCUAUGAUUCUCUGGAAUUCAAUUCGUUGCUCUAUGAUUCUCUGGAAUUCAAUUCGUUGCUCUAUGAUUCUCUGGAAUUCAAUUCGUUGCUCUAUGAUUCUCUGGAAUUCAAUUUGUUGCUCUAUGAUUCUCUGGAAUUCAAUUUGUUGCUCUAUGAUUCUCUGGAAUUCAAUUCGUUGCUCUAUGAUUCUCUGGAAUUCAAUUCGUUGCUCUAUGAUUCUCUGGAAUUCAAUUUGUUGCUCUAUGAAUCUCUGGAAUUCAAUUUGUUGCUCUAUGAUUCUCUGGAAUUCAAUUCGUUGCUCUAUGAAUCUCUGGAAUUCAAUAUAUAUACAGUAUAUGUCACUGGCCAAUACAUAGCAUCAACAAUCUAGGGUUUAUAUACAUCAUUGGUUACAACCCCCCUAAACCUGGGCAAGAUCCAGACUAAAAUAUGCAACAAAAAUCAUGUUUUGAUGAAGGCAAAUAGCGUAUUCAUUAGUCUACUACUUUGUUUCAUGUUUAACAGAAGCCUGCCCAUCAUACCAAGUUUAAGCUCACAAAUCAAACACAGAGGAUGUAAUAGUUAAAAAGGAAAGAAUUUGACCUUUCUAAUGCUGAACUGUAUGUCUCAAAUACCAAUAUUAAGUCAAUUACACCCUGUUAAAAGGGAGUAAACGGUGAAUAGUUGUAGGCCUAUUGAUGAGAAAGUCACACCUGUUUCGGUAGCACGAGUCGUGGCUCAACUCAAAUGGCAUUUGCAGUUCUUCAUUCAGCAAAUUAGGUAGGCUACCUUACAACUCAAGUAGGCUUAAGUGUUUUUCCGUUAAGACGAGAAGACAGGCUUAAACAUUUCAAUUAGUUGUCCGGUGUGCUACUGGCUCGAGAAUGCUAGCUAGCGAGUGUGUUUACAGUUGAAUUAAUUUGUCAUGAGAAAAAGGCUUGUGGAAAAAUGAACUCCCUUGCAUAGUUUUACCAUUUUUACCACGGCUAUACAUGCAUGGCACUUGUGCAUGAAGAUCAGAUUAUUAUGUUUGAGACAUUAUCAGCUUUAAUUACUUAAAUUUAAUUUCAAUUAUGACUUGCAUGGUUUGCAUGAAUCCAAUUGCAUUAAUUAAAGCUCUUUAAAUGUAGAUUAGGAAUGUAGGUCAGAACUGCUGGAAGCAGAUCCAGAACAGGAACAGAAGCUUUUAAAUCCAGUUUUAGACCACAUAGACUGGUACACAUUGUAUCCUGGAUAAUGCCAUGUUCAAUUAAUCUCAAAUCAAAGUUUUUUGGUUGCGUACACAGAUUUGCAGAUGUUAUCGCAGGUGCAGAGAAAUGCUUGUGUUUCUAUCUCCUACAGAGCAGUAAUACCUAGCAAUACAAAAACAACAACGAUACACGCAUAAAAAAGUAGCAGAAGGAGCAAUGUCAGAGAUCCUAAUAUAAAUACAGAUCUGGAAAAAAAUUAAGAGACCACUGCAAAAUGAUCCGUUUCUCUGGAAAAAACCAUCCUCAGAGUUGGGGAACAUUGUCAGAGCAGAAGGAAGCUAGAUUUCUUCCAGGACAACCUUGUACGUGGCUUGACUCAUGCGUCCUUCACAAAGACAAAUCUGUCCGAUUCCAGUCUUGCUGAAGCACCCACAGGUCAUCACCGAUCCUCCACCAAAUUUCACAGUGGGUGUGAGACACUGUGGCUUGUAGGCCUCUCCAGGUCUCGCACUCACUGUGAAAUUUGGUGGAG
This is a messenger RNA of Oncorhynchus tshawytscha (Chinook salmon), 4526 nucleotides long. RefSeq names its product heterogeneous nuclear ribonucleoprotein R. The transcript is spliced from 13 exons. Lineage: Eukaryota; Metazoa; Chordata; Actinopteri; Salmoniformes; Salmonidae. Gene Ontology annotation, cellular component: ribonucleoprotein complex; nucleus. Gene Ontology annotation, molecular function: mRNA binding. The record is from RefSeq and is a predicted model, not a curated record. The coding region runs from base 165 to 2024 and encodes 619 amino acids.